Molecule: messenger RNA, 2095 nt
Organism: Daucus carota subsp. sativus
Lineage: Eukaryota; Viridiplantae; Streptophyta; Magnoliopsida; Apiales; Apiaceae
Product: cyclin-D1-1
Exons: 6
Coding region: 133-1149 (338 amino acids)
Biological process (GO): mitotic cell cycle phase transition; regulation of cyclin-dependent protein serine/threonine kinase activity
Cellular component (GO): cytoplasm; cyclin-dependent protein kinase holoenzyme complex; nucleus
Molecular function (GO): cyclin-dependent protein serine/threonine kinase regulator activity
Source: RefSeq, a predicted model, not a curated record
CAAAGCUAAGAAACCCUCCAACUUCCAAGCACCUCCGCAUCAAACACUCCGGCCACUUCUCCGACAACUCGCCGGAAAAUCAAGAGAACUCCGAUAAAGAUGAGACCAACAUGAACAACAAUCAUCGCAACCAUGUCAGCUUUAUCAUGCACCGAAGACUUGUUUUCCAACUUACUUUGCUGUGAGGACUCCGAGAUAUUGUCUAGAGACUCGCCGGAGUGUUCAUCGGCCUUUGAAACUUCGGCGGAUAUAGAGGAAUCCAUUGCUUUGUUCAUAGAGGGUGAGAGAAAGUAUGUUCCUGGUGUCAGUUCUGCCCGGAAGAGUCAGUCGGAAUCAGUUGAUCAAGCUGCUCGACAAGCUUCUGUUGCAUGGAUUUUAAAGGUGCAACGUUAUUAUGGUUUUCAGCCAUUAACAGCGUAUCUCUCUGUCAAUUACAUGGACCGUUUCCUCAACUGUCAUAGUUUGCCCGAGCAGACAAAUGGGUGGCCAAUGCAACUCUUAUCCACCGCUUGUUUGUCAUUAGCUGCUAAAAUGGAAGAACCGAUGGUACCUUCUCUUCUAGAUCUUCAGGUUGAAGGUGCAAAAUUUUUAUUUGAGCCGAAAACUAUUAGAAGAAUGGAGUUUCUUGUGCUUGGUGUUCUUGAUUGGAGGCUAAGAUCCAUCACUCCUUUCACCUUUCUCAGCUUCUUUGCUUACAAACUUGAUUCCGCGGGAACUUUCAACGACUUCCUUAUCUCUCGAGCCACUGAUAUUAUUCUAUUGAAUAUGCAAGUGAUAUUUGCAGAGGCCAGUUUUUUGGAGUAUUGGCCAUCAUGCAUAGCUGCUGCUACUAUUCUUUGUGCUGCGAAUGAUAUUCCAAACUUCUCUUAUAUUAACGCUGGCCAUGCUGAAUUAUGGUGUGAAGGACUUCGAAAAGAGAGUAUUGUCAGCUGCUACCGACUAGUGCAAGGAAUCGGAGAGAAUACUCGGUUAAGAAAGCGAUCAAAAGCGUCACCGCAGAUCCGAGUCAUGAAACGAGCUAGUAAAGUGUCGUUUGGUGACUCGGAAUCCUCCUCUUCCUCAGCAGCAUCAUCUUACAAAAGGAGGAGACUAAAUAACAGUUUGUGGGUUCAUGAUGACUUGGAAACAUCUGAGCAAGGUGCAUGCUAGGAGAAACAGAAAGCAUAAUAAUUUUCAUCGACAAUAAGAAAAUAAGAAAAUGACAAAUAUAAUGGUGGUCCAAGAGGCCUACCAUUAGUCCUCAUAUUGAAUUGAGGAUUUUGAUUUCGAAAAAGUAGAUAGUGAGUGAUUUAGAUUAUUACUUUUAUAGGCAUGUAUGAUGAGAGGGCUCUAGAUUCAUUAAUUUUUUUGGUUAUGGGUGGGCAGUGCCAGUCAUUCAUUAACAUGACUUUGGCUUUGCAGAUUCCCAAGGGAAUGGGAAUCAUUUUGUUCAUUUGGUACAAAAUGAAAGUGAAGAAAAAAGAGUGUGAUUUUAGUUUAAUUAAUGGUACUAGUGAGUGGGAGUCAUAUAUGGAGUAGAAUGAACUUGAAGGCAUAACCGGAUAGUCCAGUGGUAAAGACUUUUCCUACAUCGCCGUAGGUUAUGAGCUUGAUUUUUGCUCACCUCCGAAGAUUCUUGGAAAAGAUACUAAAUGUUUGACAUAUAAGCCUAUUUAUUCUGCAUGAUUAUACCGAGAUGGAGGGCAAGCUACGUGAACGGUGUAUGUGUGCCAGAAAGUCAAGCGGCUGCUGAUCCGUACCAUCAUUGUCACUCCUCAAUGAAGCUUUCAUUUUAUUAAGGAUUUGGAAUAGAAGAAAAAAGGGAGAGAACCAGGUGAUGGCUAUGGCUCCAUGACUUCUUUCGAGUGCUUUGUGUGUGUACAUGCUAUUGUGAGUGUUGUUUUGGCAGGUAUGGCCCCUCACAGUCCUAACUAUAUACUGGACUUUUCGAGUUUUAAGCGUGUAACAUGGUGAUUAUGCGCGUAUUUUGUCAUUUUCUUUUUCAUUAUUUGAGCUUGAAAGUUCAUUGUACUUCUCUUUUUGAGGAGAAAGUCGCUCUUUGAUGGCUAAAUUUUGGCCUAAUUAUACAAAAGGUCUUUGGGGCCUUUUUCUUGUG